GAGAAUAGAGAAAGAGGAGCUGCGCCAAUAGUCGACUUCGUCGAAGGCGGGUAGUGCUGUGCGUCGUGGUGCAAGAGUAAGGAGCGUUGUCGUUUGUCGAAUUGGUGCUGUACGAACACGGGUUCUGUUCUCAGACAGAGUUUCGUUCCCAAGAACAGAGGACUAAGUCCGGAGUUACCUGUCUGCGCGCGCGCGUGCGCUUCUGUGUGCGUACUGUGGUGCGUACUGUAGUGCGUAUUGUGUGCGUACUGUGUGCCGAGCGACGCUUCUGUGCGUGUAAACGCGUACAUGCGUCUCUGUCUUCUUGUAGUGGAGGACAAACAAAAGCAAACCAAGUGCGCUGGAAAUGUCACUGCUGAUGCAGCCUUGAUGCAAUUAAAACUAUAAUUGAGUGCAGCUAGCUCCGUUUCCUUUUGUCCUUUUUACGUUCACUUUAAUAUAAGCUCCUGCGCGCGCGCGUACUUCGGAGUAUUUGUCGUGGCGUGAGAUUGAGAGAGACAGCAACAGCGAGAAAAAGAACGAGUGAGAGAGAGAGAGAGAGAGAGAGAGAGAGAGAGAGAGUAGAAGCAAGAGUAGCAGUAGCAAGCAGCAGCAAUUCGAGACAACUCUUGGCAAACCAACAAUGUCGCAGCCAACGAGUAGCGCACUCCGAGCGCUUGCUCUUGAAUAUAAAAGUCUUCAGGAAGAACCCGUCGAGGGCUUCCGCGUUAAGCUCGUCAACGAGGACAACAUGUUUGAGUGGGAAGUCGCGAUAUUUGGCCCACCUGAUACGCUCUACCAGGGUGGUUAUUUUAAGGCACACAUGAAGUUCCCGCCUGACUAUCCGUACAGUCCACCGAGCAUACGCUUUAUGACUAAAGUCUGGCAUCCAAACGUGUAUGAGAAUGGAGAUCUCUGCAUAUCCAUUCUACAUCCGCCCGUGGACGAUCCGCAAAGCGGCGAGUUGCCCUGCGAGAGGUGGAAUCCAACGCAGAACGUCAGAACGAUUCUGCUGUCGGUGAUUUCGCUUCUGAACGAGCCUAACACUUAUAGUCCGGCCAAUGUGGACGCAUCUGUGAUGUAUAGGCGCUGGCGUGACUCCAAAGGUCGAGACAAGGAAUAUGAGAAUAUUAUCAGAAAGCAGGCCCAGGCAGCGAAGGUGGAGGCAGAGAAGGAGGGUAUUGUUGUGCCGGUAACUUUGGAGGACUAUUGCAUUAAAACGCGAGCGAGGCCUGCCGAGCAGCAGUUCGAUAUGACAGAUUUCUGUGAUGACGAGUACGAGCUCGAUGAUGACGAUGACGAUGACGAGCCUCUGAGUGCAAGUGACUAUGAAGACGGUGAUGACAGCGGUAACGGGGAGUCGUGAUCCAUUUCUUGAGUAAUGCGACAAUCAAGACGAUUCGAGAAGGACGCGAAACACAAACAAAACAACCAGCAGUGCUGCUUUCUGCAUCCAUACCUUUCUGUACAUGAAUAUAGGUUUUCAUCGAUUGUUGAGCUUCUUAAUCGGACCGUGCCCGAAUUCCGCUUUACCACUGUGAACCCGUAUCUCCCAUCUCCUAUCUAAGUCUGUAUCUACUUUCCGUAUCUGUAUUUUCACUCUUAAGUUUCCCGUAAACUAUUGAAAAGUUAAAAAAAAAAAUGAAAAAAAAAUAUGUGAAAACAUUUUGUCCGACUUGAAGCUUAUUAAUAUAUGAAAACGAAAUGCGUCUCAGUGAUGCAUAUAUGGAUAUAGUUGGAUAAGAACUACUUUCAAUUAUUUGUCGAAUUGUGCAUACAUGUGUAUGCUAAUGUACAUGCAAAGUUUGAAGGUUGGAAAAACAGCGCGAAGAGAAGAUGAGUUCGGCGCUAUAAAUAUUCAUUUGAAAUCUAGGAAAUAAAUUUAUGAUUUGAUUAUCUUUCGUUUAAGAGAACAAAAUAAAGAGAUAAGAUAUUCCAUUUUUCUGUGCUUAUUUGUGCUCUUAGAAAGUCAAAAAACAAGAACGGGCUCGGUCAUAGUGAACGAGUUCCUAGUGGAAAUAAAUAAAAAUAAACGAAAAAAAUAACGAGCUUCUUUACUGACGAGUAAUAAAAUAAUACACAACACUGCAAAACAUCAAGGAAAUUUUUGGUAUUUUGUGAUAUGGCUAAACAAAAGCUGAGAGAUAGAAGUAGAGAGAAAGAUCGUUGACAUUAUGUUGUCUUGCGUUCGAACUUAUGAAUACGUACAAGUCUUCUUUAUAAAAGUUUAAGAAUUAGCUCGAGUGUUACUUUAGAUAAAUUAUCUAUCAUACUCUGCUAUGUUUAUUACUUUACUACGGUAUAUCGAAUGUUUUUUGUUCUUUCAAACUGACCCUAUUCUUCCACCUGUUCAAUAUCCGUCAAUUUUUGUUUCUUUUUUUAUAUCCCAAUCCUUAUUUCAAUAAUCCUCUUUUUAUCGUUCACAAUUAAUAUUUACUGUAUUACAUCUAUUUUAUAGUGGUAUCGAAUAUAUCUAUGUAUCCCGAUAUCAUCUGUGCAUUACGUUGCGCUUACGACAAUGUUAGUUUAGCUCGUAAUUUUGCAAAAGAUCUCUUAAUAUCGAGUAUCGUCUUUCGCGAAAAUAAGCCUUUUCGCAUAAUUGACGAAAUAGGAUUUAACAAAGACGUUGAUCGAUGAAUUAUUUAGUAUGAUUUGUAUGACUUAAUUGUAAAUAUAUCGUGCGUUAAUGAAUUACUUCAUGUUUAUAAAUAAAUUCUCCUAUAUUAAAC
This is a messenger RNA of Ceratosolen solmsi marchali, 2708 nucleotides long. Its product is annotated as ubiquitin-conjugating enzyme E2 R2. NCBI's taxonomy places the organism in Eukaryota, Metazoa, Arthropoda, Insecta, Hymenoptera, Agaonidae. The coding region runs from base 623 to 1345 and encodes 240 amino acids. The record is from RefSeq and is a predicted model, not a curated record. The transcript has 5 exons.